Molecule: messenger RNA, 7218 nt
Organism: Loxodonta africana (African savanna elephant)
Lineage: Eukaryota; Metazoa; Chordata; Mammalia; Proboscidea; Elephantidae
Gene: SENP5
Product: SUMO specific peptidase 5
Exons: 10
Coding region: 1335-3695 (786 amino acids)
Biological process (GO): proteolysis; protein desumoylation
Cellular component (GO): nucleus
Molecular function (GO): deSUMOylase activity
Source: RefSeq, a predicted model, not a curated record
CAUCAGCAUCUCUCUCCUACCCACUGUCCAGUCCCUUCCAUGUCUGAUGAGUUGUCUUUAUUUUUAGUUUUUUGAUGAACCAUCACACUGUUUUCCACAAUGGUGGUACCAUUUUGUAUUUACCAUCAAUGGAUAAGGGUUCCAAUUUCCCCACAUCCUUGCCAGCAUUUGUUCUUUUCUGUGUUUUUCUUUUUUUUUAAUUAGCCAGCCUAGUGGGAGUGAAAUGGUAUCCCAUUGUGGUUUUGAUUUGCACCUCUUUGAUGACUGACGACUGCGUGGGGUCUUCAGUGGCUAACUUUUAGAAGUAGAUCACCGGGUCUUUCUUCCAUGGCACCCCUGGGUAAACUCAAACCUCCAACCUUCUGUUAGUGUGUUAAUUGUUUAUACCACCAUGAUGCCAGUAGGCGAUAUUUAUUUUUAAGUCUGAUUUCCUGCUACAAACCAUUCAUUCUGUCUCCUUUUUCUGGGUGGUUAACCUUGCCCAACACAACAGCAAUUCUCAUCAGUACCUUAUCACCUCUAGGAGAAAGAACUUUUUUAUAGUGAUGCUUGACUUAACCUGUGUACUGGCUAUGCUGUAAACUAUCACCCAAAUAUUAGACCCUUUAAGGACUGGCUAUGCUAGGGGCUAUUUAAUGGUUAGCAAGUAUUGAACAGGAGUUGAAAGCUCAUUUCUCUUUCCCUUGUGUGUGUGUUUUUUUAUCUUUAAAGGAAUGUUGGUAUUUGGUGAACAUGAACGCAACAGCAUGGCCAGGAGUACAGGGGCAGAAAUACAGAGGGACCGCAUGUGGAGAUUGCUUUUAAUUUUAAUCAAUCUUCGCUUAACAUUCACCAGGGCUCCUUAUUUGUUGCCAGCACAGAUGUCUGUGUCAGCAGGUCAUUCUCAUAGAAAUGACCAAUAUGCUGGCAUCUUGUAUGAAUUAAAUAAUGAUAUUUUACUGUUACAGUUUUUACUGAGGCUAUCCCUUAGCCUCUCCACACCAUACUGGCAGAUGGACAGCUUAAAGCCACUCAGCAGUGCUGUCAUAACAGCUAUUUCAUCUGAUUUGUUAUUUAAAAAACAAAAUAAAACAUAAAAUAAAUGUUGGCAUGUUUAGCCUCAGGUCAGUUUUAGGUACAUUGAUGAUCCUGUUGGGUUUACCUAGACACCCUGCUCUGUCAAUUUUCAGAAUGACUAAAACCUCUCUACCCGACUCCUCUUCGCCACAAAGAUUUCAUUUUCAGCGGAAGACUUGGCUUCCUACUUCACAGACCAGAUAGAAGCCACCAGACUUAAGUAGAAUGGAUGACCCUUCUGUCUGAGCUGCAUCCAGAUCUCAUUAUGCAUCAGAAAAAUGAAAAAACAGAGGAAAAUUCUAUGGAGGAAAGGAAUCCACUUUGCCUUUUCUGAGAAAUGGAAUACUGGGUUUGGAGGCUUUAAGAAAUUCUACUUUCGUCAACACUUUUGUAUUCUGAAAGCUAAGCUGAGAAGGCCAGUUACUUGGAGCAGACAGUUGAGGUAUUUCCAGUUCAGAAAGAAGACCCGUCAAAUCCAGAAAACGUGGAUCCAGGAUGAGUCUCUUUUUGCUAAGACCAGCUCAAAUGUGGCUGCUCAAAAUGUUAGCACUUUUCCCUCUAAAGUGAAACAAAAGUGUGAUAAACAAUUCAUUUCCUCCUCAAGGACCGUUCUGGAGCUCCAGUCAGAAAAGUUGCGGUCAUUAGCAAAGAACUCUGACCAUGAAUAUGGUGGAGAGAGAAGUCUCUUGCAGGCAGUUGCUGAUUUACCAGCAAAUAGUAUUUUAGGUCAGGCCUGUGGGCACAGACCUAGGACGGAUCCACUCGCUUCUGACUUUCCCAUGAAGUUCAAUGGGGAGAGCCAGAAUCCAGGUGAGGGCGGCACGAUUGUGGUCACCUUGAGUAACCAUAAGAGAAAGCGCUUUUGUUAUGGCUGCUACCAAGGACUGGAGCACCACAGAAAUGGGGGACCCCUGAUUCCAAAAAAGUUCCAACUUAACCAACAUAGAAGAAUAAAAGUAUCUCCUCUUAUGAUGUAUGAGAAAUUGUCCAUGAUUAGAUUUCGGUACAGAAUUCUCAGAUCCCAGCACUUAAGAACAAAAAGAAAAGUUUGUAAACAGAAAAAAUCCCAGCGAAGCUGGGUACAGAAGGUCACCGGAGACUAUCAGGAGACCUUUAAGGAGAACUGUGAGGGUGGCAACUGCAGCCUGUUCCCUUCCACAGAACCUAAAGACUCUUCUUGUCGGCAUCAGCCAUACUUCCCAGAUAUGGACAGCGAUGCUGUGGUGAAGGAAAAGAACUCUCAUGUGCCUGAUGGUCACACUAGAGGAAGCCCUUUCUUGGGCAAGGAGCUUAGUUUAGGUGAAGCAUUCCCUGACCAACAGAAUGGCAGUGCCACAUAUACGUGGGACCACUCAUCCUCUUCCUCUCCUAAGUGGGAGCCUACAGAGCUGAUUCAUGAUGCCCCUUUACCAGAGCAUUGCUCUAGUAACAUGUUCAUCUCAGAAACUGAAAGAGAAAUUAUGACUCUGGGUCAGGACAGUCAGACGAGUAACGUCGGUGAUGACAGAGGAAAGCUGUCAGUGUCAGGGGCAGAUAAGCCUGUGGGUUGUGUGGAUGGGCCUGUAUCUGAAGAGACUGUGCAAAAUGAGAGCUCAUACCAAAUGGAGGAGGAUGGAUCUCUCAAGCAGAACAUUCUUAGUUCUAAGUUGCUGGACCACCCUUACUGUAAAAGUCCACUGGAGGCUCCUCUGAUGUGUGGUGGUGGACUCAAACUAGAAAGCCCAGUGGGAGGUGGGAAGAACGGGCAAAAAGGAUCUCCAGUGGAUGACGAACAGCUGUCAGUCUGCCUUUCUGGAUUCCUGGAUGAGAUUAUGAAGAAAUAUGGCAGUUUGGUUCCACUUAGUGAAAAAGAUGUCCUUGGCCGACUAAAAGAUGUCUUUAAUGAAGACUUUUCUAAUAGAAAACCAUUUAUCAAUAGGGAAAUAACAAACUAUCGGGCCAGGCAUCAAAAGUGCAACUUCCGCAUCUUCUACAACAAGCACAUGCUGGACAUGGAUGAUCUGACGACCCUGGACGGUCAGAAUUGGCUGAAUGACCAGGUUGGUGUGUCGGAGCCUCCCAGACGUUGGCCUUCAAAAGUCAUUAAUAUGUAUGGUGAGCUGAUAAUGGAUGCAGUCCCAGACAAAGUUCACUUCUUCAACAGCUUUUUUCAUAGACAGCUGGUAACCAAAGGAUAUAAUGGAGUAAAAAGGUGGACUAAAAAGGUCGAUUUGUUUAAAAAGAGCCUUCUGUUGAUUCCUAUUCACCUGGAAGUCCAUUGGUCUCUCAUUACUGUGACACUGUCUAACCGAAUAAUUUCAUUUUAUGAUUCCCAAGGCAUUCAUUUUAAGUUUUGUGUAGAGAAUAUAAGAAAGUAUUUGCUGACUGAAGCCAGAGAAAAAAAUAGACCUGAGUUUCUUCAGGGUUGGCAGACUGCUGUUACGAAGUGUAUUCCACAACAGAAAAACGACAGUGACUGUGGAGUCUUUGUGCUCCAGGCCCUGCUAGGUCUGCACCUGGGGCUGGUCGCCCUCCACGUGCCGCUCACGUGUUCCUGGCCCUUUGCAGUACUGCAAGUGCCUCGCCUUAGAGCAGCCUUUCCAGUUCUCACAAGAAGACAUGCCCCGGGUUCGGAAGAGGAUUUACAAGGAGCUCUGUGAAUGCCGGCUCAUGGACUGAGACUCACCAGGGACUCUUGGGAAGUCUGACCAAGUUGGAGCAGGUGGUUUGUUACUUGAAUCUCCAAACACCUAUUUGAAUUUUUACAGAUAUUCUGAUCAGUGGCGUUGGACCACUCUUGUUACCUCAAAUUUAUUUUUGCCCUUCUUCAUUUCUCCAGCUACCAUGUACUAUUUUUAAUGUUCUGUUUGGUCUCAUUUUUAAUUUUAUGGACUCCGCGCGUUUCCCCCAUAUUUAAUAUUUAUUAUCCAAACGCAUGCAGAUAGAGCAUGCAGUGCAGAGUAUUAAAAACAAAACAAAACAAACAAAAAAAACAAGCCUAGUAUAUUUGGUGCAGCUUUUGAAACUUAGUUAGAAGUGAACUGAACACAGGUUUAAAAUUUAAUCCCAGAACCUAAAAAUGCGGGAUCUGUUUUUUUGAUACAUCCUAACUCUAAGACGGUAGAUGUUCCUUGGGGGAAAAGGGUAGCUAGGAGUGGUUUUGACAAAGCCAGUUUGUUUUGUUUUUACCAGCAGCACUUUUCACCGACUUCCCUCUCCAUGAGUCUUGGAGAGCUAGAUGCAUUCCCUUUUGAAGGGUGAGAUGGGAGUGGCCAUAAGCUCACUUGUGCGAUUCCGUUCAUGGGGGCACAAUUGUUUUAAGCACAGGGCCAGCUUUGGGAAAAGUGAAGGUAUGAAUGUUCUCUCCUGCCCUCUGGGAUGAACAGAGUGUAUGUGGCUUCAAAGCAAAGCAAGACCAGACAGCAGUGAGAACCAGAUAGUUGUCGCUGACAAAUGGGCAGCCUUCAAGCUUUCAUUUGAAAUCCGGUGUAUUGUUGUUGCCCUCCAAGAGGAUGCUGUUGCCCUCCAACACCCUGUUCUCCUGUGAGAAAGAGGCAGCAACCUUGGGGGCCCGUUACCUUGGCAAAUGAGAGACUGCAGUCUCGGUUUUAAGAAUUGAAACAAAUGCCUAAAUCUUAUAAAGGCUUUUCCUGGGACAUUGAAUGUCCUGGAUUUUCCCGGUUUUGGCCCAUUAAAAAACUGAACAUCCAUCAAACUAGUGGUCCAGCAAAUGAGCAUUCUGCCUUUAUAGGAGUAAUUUGCAAGUUGUCACUUCCUUUGUAUGGCCUCCCUAUGGAAGAAAUUAAGAUUUACCAGAUGCAUUUCUAUUACAAGGACAUUGAGAAUGAUAAAUUAAAAAAAUGAACUUUUUAAACUUCAUGUACUGAAAACUGACUUCAGGUCUUUUGCAGGUUGGUGGGAAGAGAAGAGGGAAGGUAAUAAAGACUUAAUUCCAUGGGAGCAGCAAACAUUAGUCUUCUUAUGGCUCUUGCUGGCAGCCACGUGCAGGUCCUGAGGCUCUGCCUGCCCGCUCUGAUACUCCUCCUACCUCCUGCCCAGGAGUCUUCUUUCCUUCUAUGAAUGAACCUCCUCUUCUGGGGAAAGGCAGAGGCAGCCCUGUCCCUACACGUAGCUGCAUUAGGAUUAAAGUGAUGGACCUUGCAUCCUGAAUCUGCCUUUUGUACUAUAUUUGAAAGGAAAGGAAAUACGGAAAGAUGCAUGUUUAACCUACCCAGUUGUCCUUUCUGAACUGGGGGGAAAACAACAAAUGUGUACAUAAGAAACUCAGAAGCUUGUACAGAAAAAUACCAAGUAAAUGGUAGAAGAUACUUGAAUUUAUGCCCAGUUAGGUGUGGGGUGUUGCAAAUUAAAAGCUAAUAUGUGCAGUUUAACUUGGCCCUGAGGUAGGGCUGAGAGGAGGCUGCCUGCCAGUGGUCAAGGGUUGAGUCAGAACAUGUUUACAUGCAGGCUUCCCAUCCCCGGACAUUCCAGGCACCAACACCAGUGUUUACGUUGGUUAACAGCCCCAGCACUUCCGUCUCCUGAGUCCUCCAGACUCAAACUCCUUAACAGAAAACCAGGUCAGUAUUUCAUACUGUGCUUCAAAAGUCACUGGGAAGACGUUCUGAGAUUAGAGGCACUUCAUGCUGCUACAGGUAGGGGGUAUCAGCAUUAGGAAAUAUGACAGUUUAAAGUGGAGUGGAUGUUCUUGAGGUCUUCAGAGGUAAUUAUGCAAACAAGGCUUUGCAUAUGUGUAUGCAAGACAUUUGUCUCUGGUUUUUAACUUUUUUGGGGGGGGGGGCGGGUAGCAGUGGUGACAGGAGUGCUGUACCAAAGUAGCCAGAAACUAGGCUGUCAAGUCAAAAUGUCUUGUGUUUUCGUAUCUCCUCCUCACCGAUGGAACCAGGCAUGCAGAAGAGACAGGAAAAAUACUGUUCUGGCAAGAAUGGUAGCCAGUGCCCAGAGCUUGACCAGCUAUUUCCUUCUGUCUGAAAACGGUCUUCACGGCAGCAUCGAGGCAUACAGGGAUGUGUGUUGAGAGCCUUAGGGAGCUUUCCACAUCCACUUACUCUUUCAGUUCAAGCUUAAUAGGGCACAUUGAGGUGCAUUGUCCUGCAUGGUUUAGCUGAAAUGUUGAAUAUUUUAAAAGUCUGUUUAAAAUGCUUCUCUGCCAUUGGUGAAACUUCCCCGCCCCUUGUUGUGGUUAGGUGUAGACUUACGUUUAGCCUAAGCCCCAGAUUAGAAUGCCCUGAUGUUGCAGUAAUUGCUUCCUUGCCACAGUCCUUUUCGAAGUAGACUCUGGUCUGUUGGUAAAAGAGACAGGCAUUGCUUGCUUUACUGUCACUAGCUUGGCACUGUUUGGGUACCCACAGGUGGGUGGGUACAUCUCAUGCCUUUGAGGUUGAGUGCAGGCCUUGUAUACUUGUACACUUACGAUGUGCCUUCAACAAGCUGCCCAGUCCUCCCAUCAGCAAGCUUAUCAGCAAUUUUCCCCUUUAUUAAAUCUUUAGCCAUGAGUGUAGAUUCAGUUCAGCUUGUAGUUCUCUCAAGAAUCAGAGAAUCAACCUUCAUUUAACCUCACAAAGAAGGGAAAAGCAGCAGCUGCUGCCAGCAAUCCCCAAAUGACUUUUUUGGCUUUAUAUUUUAUUUUCUACUUACCGUUGAAUAUCAGUAACACCGGUCACCUUGAAUUCACAGUUGGGAUAAAACACUAACAGGCCUAACUGGGACACAGCCGGCUUAGCCUAAGCUGAGCCGCCCUUCCUCUCCAGUGGUAGCUCACUGCUUUGCUGGGUUAGAAGAGGUACUGGAGGCUCUGGGUGGGUCAGACCCUUCAGGCGAGAAACAGUGUAUUAAUAGUGUGAAUUAGAUAUAUUCAUCAGUGGCUUUGCUUAAUAAUGUUGAGAAACAGAAUUCAGUCAGCAGUUAUUAAGCACAUGCGUCGUUAUGUGCUCAGCUCUGCCUCCUGGCCUGUAAAUAAUCAAGAGGACCUGGGGAACACCAUCAGAGAAGUGCUACUUAGCAUUUGGGUGUUACAAAACAGACCUAGACAAGCUGUUCACUUAAAUGGUACCUGUUGGUCAGAAAAAGGAAUUUAUUUAAAGAUUGUUAUCAUGUAAAAUUACAGUACUCAACCCUUCUAGCAAAAUAUUUUUUUGAAAAUAAACUAAAUGCCUUUAUAAA